Messenger RNA from Ilyonectria robusta, 1029 nucleotides. RefSeq lists its product as uncharacterized. The transcript is spliced from 2 exons. Lineage: Eukaryota; Fungi; Ascomycota; Sordariomycetes; Hypocreales; Nectriaceae. The coding region runs from base 1 to 1029 and encodes 342 amino acids. The record is from RefSeq and is a predicted model, not a curated record.
AUGCUGACCUCAAUCGGCCGGGCCGCCGCCCGCCGCAUCACCACCACCACCCGCCUUUCCGCCUCCUCCCAAUUGCUCUCCCACAACGUCGCCGCCGUCACCUGCCCAGCCGUCGCCGCCCGCGCCUUCACCGUCUCGGCAUGGACUCGUCUACCGGCCUCCAAGACCCCUCCCAAGAAGAAGACCAAGGCCGCUGCGACCAAGAAGGCUACUGCCAAGAAGACGGCCACCACAAAGGCCAAGCCCAAGGCCGUCAAGCCCAAGGCCGUCAAGCCCAAGCCCAAGCCCAAGCCCAAGGCGAAGGUCGGUCCGAAGUCAAAGGUCAUUACACCAGAGGAGCAAGAGAAGCUCGAUAUCCGUGAACUGAAGAGAUGGGCCUUGCUCAACAAGAUCACCGGCUUGCCCGAAACACCCUGGUUGGUAUACAUUACCCAGGAGAUGAAGCCAGGCGAGAAGGAUCUCGUAGGCAAGAUGUCACAGAUUUCAGCUGCCUUCAAGAACCUCUAUUCCUAUGAGCGCGAGCCCCUCGAGACCAAGGCAAAUUCCAACCGCGCCACCAACGAGGUCAACCACAAGGCCUGGGUCGAGUCACACCCUCCGGCUCGCAUCUACCUCGCUAACCAGGCUCGCCGCCGCCUCUCACGCAAGAUGGACAAGAAAAUUCGUCUCAUCCACGACGAGCGUCUGCCCAAGUCCAACGGCAGCGCCUACAACGCCUUUGUCAAGUCCCGCUUUGCUAGUGGCGGCCAUACUGCCGGGAGCCCGCUGGGAGAUAGCAUAAAGGCUUUCGGCCAGGAGUGGACCGCCCUGAGCGACGCCGAGAAGCGCCCUUUCGAGGCCCAGGCCGCCAAAGAGGCUGCAAAGUACGCCGCUCAGAUUGAAGAGAUCCGAGCCGAGGCCAAGGAGCUCCAAAAAGAGGCGAAGGCAGCGGCAGCGGCCAAGGCUGCUGAGGCCAGGGCAAAGACCAACGCAAAGGCAGCCGAGGCUAGGGCGAAGGCCAAGGCCAAUGCCAAUGCUGAGACUAAGUAG